Messenger RNA from Carica papaya (papaya), 2577 nucleotides. The record is from RefSeq and is a predicted model, not a curated record. NCBI's taxonomy places the organism in Eukaryota, Viridiplantae, Streptophyta, Magnoliopsida, Brassicales, Caricaceae.
GUUCGUAGUCAACGUUAACUAAAGUGACACAUUUGACAUUUAAUAGGUCGUUGUACCAAAGAGUGGGUAGAAACUGUAGUACUGGAUUUAUGUUUCCUCGGUGAAGCUUUCAGUUCUUUUUUUCCGUUUUUUAAGGGAAAAAAAGUGAGAAACACCCGGAAGAAGAAAAACAAAAAAUUGAAAAAUGGUGCGAAAGCCAACCAGAAAUCGAGCUCCGUCUCCUGAUCCAGACGGAAUAUUCCAGGGAAUGGUCGUUUUCUUGGUCGAAGAUGGUGUUAAGUCACGUCGAUUGCAGAUUUGGAAGCAAAAGCUGGUGCAAAUGGGAGCUAUAUUUGAGCAGCGCUUGUCAAAGAACGUGACUCAUGUGUUUGCUAUGGACUCAAGUGCUCUUCUUGGGAAAGUUAGCAGAGAACACUUGUCUGGCUUUAAAGGACGUGUUUUAAAUUAUCAAUGGCUAGAGGAUAGCCUGAGAUUGGGGGAAAAAGCUUCAGAGGAUUUAUAUGUUAUAAAGAUGGAUUUGGAGGGAGAGAAUCCGAUAGAUUGGUCUUCCGUUUCUGAGCCAGCCAGGGGAAGCACUCUUACCAGUGAAGAACCAUCACCUUCUAAGAAGAUUAGACCCUCACCUGAGGAUGUAAAAGGUUGUUUCACAGAAAGCAGUGGAGAAAGUAAACCUCCAUACGAAUCACCAAAUACUUCCAGAGGUUCUGAUGGCUCACCUUAUUCUCCAAGCCUUACAGACAGCAGUCCAAAUAAGAAUUCAGCCUUGCUAUACAAUCCACCUGAUCUAAACAGAAACAUCACCGAGAUAUUUGGAAAACUCAUGAAUAUAUACAGGGCAUUGGGUGAUGAUAGGAGAUCAUUUAGCUAUUACAAGGCUAUUCCAGUCAUUGAGAAGUUGCCAUUUAAGAUUGAAAGUGUCGAUCAGGUCAAAAACCUGGCUGGAAUUGGGAAGUCCAUGCAAGAUCAUGUAAGUGAGCAUGUUGACUUGCUUUCUUGGUUUCAUAUGUUGGAUAGAACAGAACGAGAGCAUAUAAUGAUGCAAUUGACAGGUUCUUGCUUUUGUAAAUGUGCAUUUGAACUGCUACUUAGUAGGACUCUUCUACCCUGGUUUUGCUUAUUCUUUGAUAGAGCAUGUGUACGGUCAAUCAAUUUAUUUGGGGAAGUUUGGGGUAUUGGUCCUGCAACUGCAUUGAAACUAUAUGAGAAGGGACACCGCACACUUGUGGAUUUGAAGAAUGAAAAUACAUUAACAAAUGCACAGAAGUUGGGACUGAAAUAUUUUGAUGAUAUUCAAACAAGGAUUCCACGUCAUGAGGUUCAAGACAUGGAACUUCUGCUACAAAAAGUUGGAGAAGAAACUUUGCCAGGGGUGGUUAUUCUUUGUGGGGGAUCAUAUAGACGUGGGAAAGCUUCUUGUGGAGAUUUGGACAUUGUAAUUACUCAUCCUGAUGGAAAAAGCCAUAAAGGAUUUUUGCAAACAUAUGUGAAGCGAUUAAAGGAUAUGAAGUUCUUGAGGGAAGAUUUGGUUUUCAGUGUUCAUAGUGAGGAGGGUACUGAUUCAGGUGUUGACACAUAUUUUGGUCUGUGCACAUAUCCGGGACGUGAGCUGCGACACCGUAUUGAUUUCAAGGUAUAUCCAAGGGACAUUUAUGCAUUUGGACUAAUUGCAUGGACUGGGAAUGACGUAUUAAAUAGGAGGUUGAGACUGCUAGCUGAAUCAAAAGGGUUCCGACUUGAUGAUACAGGGCUUUUUCCUGCUACUCAUGGUUCAGGGGGUAAACGGGGAGGAAAAGGCAGUGCAAAUUUGAAAUUUGAUACUGAGAAAGAGGUGUUUGAUUUCCUCGGUUUUCCUUGGCUUGAGCCACAUGAAAGGAAUCUCUGAGGUUUAGAGUUUCUGUAACAUCUGUACAUGAACACACCAAAGGUCAGAUUCUAUACUUGGGUAGAGUAGGUGAAACGGGAAACUAUGCUCACUAUAGUCCUAUUUUGGUCACAUAGACACCAGUUGGUCUCAUGCUGAGCUUUUGAGCCUCUAGAUUUGUCUAGCACCAAGUCCCUUGCUUUAAGUUUAUAUUGUAUAUAAGGUGUAAAUAUUGUCUUUGUUGAGAGUGAUUGUCCUGCACCUUUGUGGUUGUGAAUAAAUCUGGAGCUAUACCACUGCAAGUAUCGCUUACUAAUCUGGUCUUCAUGGACUCAUAUAACGAGAAGACAAAUGGCAGAGAGGAAGCACGGCGAGAAACAAAGAAGAACAAUUCAGUUUCUUUCUUUUCUGCCAUGCCUUCCUGAUCGAUUACACAGGUAUGGUUCCAUUACAAUUUAUCAACCUAGCUAACAACUGAUAUAUCAAUUAGGUUUUAUUGAUUCUGUUAUUUCCCUCCCCUUUUUACACAUGACCUGGACAUGCCGUUGUGUGAUGUAAAUUUUGAGCGGAGGCAAACAUGAGAGUGUCGAUACCAGCGUCCUUGGCAAACUGCAAUGCUUAUUCUUCAGUUAUAUGAAAACUUGGUUAAAUUUUGAAGCAGGACGAUGCCAAAUGUAGUAAGAGUUGUAUAAAUUUUCAUGUACAUUUUACCAAAA